CCCGCGCCGCCGGCCCGCGCCCCGCAGCGCCCGCGGGGAGCCAGCUGUGGGCGGCUGCUCUUGGUGUACGUGCCAGGGCUGCGGGUACAGCUGGCGAGCUGGCGGUGCACAGGGACAGCUUCGUGCGCCGACCGCCCCGCAACCGUGAGAGCCCGGAGCGCUCAGCAAAAGGAAGGCGAUGUUGAUGCUGGAUUGCAGUUCAGAGUCUGGUGGUUUCAGCAAUCUGUUCGAGGCAGGAACGAGUGUGAACGCACCUGCAGAUGCCUUUGGUCAGUCUCCAGCUCACUUGGCUGCUUGUGGUGGUGAAGCUUUUUUCCUACUUUGGCAACUGCAGACAGGAGCAAAUUUGAACCAACAGGAUUGCCUCGGAGAAGCCCCAAUUCAUAAAGCAGCCAAAGUUGGGAGUUUGGAAUGUCUUGCUCUCCUUGUCGCUGGUGAUGCCAAAAUUGACUUGUGCAACAACAGGGGACAAACAGCAGCAGAUCUUGCACUGGAUUAUGGCUUUCUGGAAUGUGCCAAGUUCCUCACCACAGUUCAGCACACUCAGACAAUGAAACUGAGAGGACAGUCUGUCCACUCACUAAGUGACAAAUGUGGCCUGCUGAGAGAGGAUCCACCUGCACAUAAACAAGAAAGUGAAACUAGCAGAGCCAUAAGCAGGAAGAGGAGGAGAUCAGAUGAUCUUCACUCCUUGCUGACAAAAGAAGCAAUUUGAAAUGCCAAAAUGAAAUCAAGGGGAGUCCAAAUUCUGGAGAAACAUGACUGGACUGUGCACUAAGCAGCUGGAUGUAUGCUGGUACAUGGUCUCCUUCUGAGAAGGAGGAAAGCUAAUUUAUUUUUACUUCUUACAGAAGACUUUUUUUCCUAGAAUAGUGGUAUUCAUAAAAUUAUAAAUAAAUGAGCAUAGAAAAAUCAA
Molecule: messenger RNA, 916 nt
Organism: Apus apus (common swift)
Lineage: Eukaryota; Metazoa; Chordata; Aves; Apodiformes; Apodidae
Gene: ANKRD37
Product: ankyrin repeat domain 37
Exons: 5
Coding region: 179-715 (178 amino acids)
Molecular function (GO): protein binding
Source: RefSeq, a predicted model, not a curated record